GUGAAAAAGAGGCCAUACUUAUUGGACAACUUUUCAAUUGGUGCUCGAAUAACCGCAACCUUGUUGGACGAGUCAGCUCCUCCGACGGGUUUAUGCCUAGAUGCCUCUGUCGUUCUUAGUACAAGGUGGAAUACUUUGCCUCCCAACGAACAAGAAGUAUUUCCGGCAGUGGCACCAAACUUUGUAGCAGAGAUACGAUCAAUGAGCGAUUCGAAAAGUUUCGUUCAUGACAAAAUGUGUACAUGGAUUGACGCAGGAGAGGGUUUCUCGCUAGAUCCUAUUACCCAAAAUGCAAGAAUAUAUUCCAAAGGUAAUUAUUAUAUCCACUGGCGAGAUUUAGGAAAUUCUCCUACUAGAUCUACAAGGAAUUCUUUGAAG
Messenger RNA from Paraglomus occultum, 378 nucleotides. The record is from the annotation of a GenBank genome assembly. NCBI's taxonomy places the organism in Eukaryota, Fungi, Glomeromycota, Glomeromycetes, Paraglomerales, Paraglomeraceae.